UCCACCUGUGUCUAUCUGUCUGUCUGUCUGUUUGUGUUCCAUAUAAUAUAUAUACGUAUAUAUAUAUAUGUGUAAUAAUACAUUCUACUGAUCAGUGUGUGUGUAUAUAUAAUACAGUUAUAGAUACAGAGAUAUAGAUAUAGAAAUGGCGACAGAAACGACAGGAGUGAAGAAGAGGGUGGUGGUUGUUGGCGGAGGAGUAGGUGGUUCUCUUUUAUGCAAAACCCUUCAAACAAAACAUCAUCAUCAUUUCGAUUUCACGCUCAUUGAUUCGAAAGAUUAUUUUGAGAUCACAUGGGCAAGCUUGAGGUCAAUGGUUGAACCAUCGUUUGCAAAGAGAUCAGUGAUUAACCACCAUGAAUAUCUUCCAGGGGCAAGUAUUAUCACAUCUGAUGCAGUUGGGAUUGAUGAAGAAAACCAAGUGUCAACUACAGAAGGUCGCCAGAUCGCGUAUGAUUAUCUUGUAAUUGCCACAGGUCAUAUGCGUACCCAUUGUGUGACUAAAGCUGACCGGCUCAGGCAGUUUGAAGCAGAUCAUGAAAAGAUCAAAGCUUCUGAUACAAUAUUGAUAGUUGGAGGGGGCCCUACUGGUGUUGAACUUGCAGGAGAAAUUAUAGUUGAUUUUCCCACCAAAAAGGUGAAGCUGGUCCACCGGGGUUCAAAAUUACUGGAGUUCAUUGGUGAGGCAGCUGGUAAAAAGGCUCUCGAAUGGUUAACUGCCAGAAAGGUCGAGGUUAUUUUAGGUCAAUCUGUGGAUUUGGACUCCAGCUCUGAUGGUGCUUAUCAAACAUCCAGUGGAGAAACCAUCGUGGCCGAUUGUCAUUUUAAAUGCACAAGUGAUCCGAUUGGCACGUCGUGGCUUAAGGAGACUAUUCUCAAGGAUAGUUUGGAUGAUCGUGGGCUGUUAAUGGUUGAUGCAAACUUGAGGGUCAAGGGUUUUGGCAAUAUCUUUGCUAUCGGGGAUGUCACUGACAUUGCAGAACUAAAACAAGGAUAUAUAGCACAAAAGCAUGCUUUGGUGGUUGCCAACAACUUGAAGCUUCUAAUCAAUGGAGAUGAUGAGAGGAAAUUGGUCAAAUACACUCCCGCCUCACCAUUGGCAAUUGUGUCAUUGGGGAGACGAGAGGGCCUAGCAUAUGUAUGGUGUGUAACAAUCAUUGGACGGAUCCCUGGUAUGCUUAAAUCCAAGGACCUGUUUGUUGGAAAAACAAGGAAGCAACUCGGGCUAAAAGGUUGAUUUUUAAUUUUUACGAUUGAUUGAUUUGUGCACAACUUGGCGCUUUUGAGUCUUUAUACCAACCUAGUUGGUUCAGGUCAAAAGGCCAUUUAUGUAAUUGAGAUUCUUUCAAAUUCUGUUGAAUGCUAAAGUGUGAAUAUGAAAAGCUUUGGUAUUGUUUGAUAA
Erigeron canadensis is the source of this 1402-nucleotide messenger RNA. Its product is annotated as ferroptosis suppressor protein 1-like. The record is from RefSeq and is a predicted model, not a curated record. Gene Ontology annotation, cellular component: cytoplasm. The coding region runs from base 146 to 1237 and encodes 363 amino acids. NCBI's taxonomy places the organism in Eukaryota, Viridiplantae, Streptophyta, Magnoliopsida, Asterales, Asteraceae. Gene Ontology annotation, molecular function: electron-transferring-flavoprotein dehydrogenase activity; flavin adenine dinucleotide binding. The transcript is spliced from 4 exons.